AUGAUAUUCAGCCGGUUUUUAGGUUAUGCACCGUAUCACUUUGCUCCUCAUUACCCCUAUGUUGGAGCAAUAGCGGCACCGGCUCCAAUCAUGCAUUCCGCAGUACCAGCGUAUUCGUCCGUAGUACCUUACCCUGUGGUCUCUCCUGCCUAUCCUCACCAUCGUGAACUUCACAACGUUGCUGGUGCCAUCCAACGAGAGAAGGAACUUCUCACGGACGUUUCACUUCGUUUCCCUGCAAAAAAAGAGAGGUUGGCCAAGCACAAAAAUCUUGAGAAGAACUAG
This is a messenger RNA of Necator americanus (New World hookworm), 285 nucleotides long. RefSeq lists its product as uncharacterized. NCBI's taxonomy places the organism in Eukaryota, Metazoa, Nematoda, Chromadorea, Rhabditida, Ancylostomatidae. The coding region runs from base 1 to 285 and encodes 94 amino acids. The transcript is spliced from 3 exons. The record is from RefSeq and is a predicted model, not a curated record.